CGACUUUGCAAUGCCUCUCGUUGCCGCUCUACUUCGAUCGUUCACAACUGGCCAUGGGCCCGCUUGAACGAUUAGUGUCACUGGGCAAUGGCGGCACUCCACAUGAGGUCCGCAGAGUCUUGGACUCCGAGCUGCAGACAUGGACCACUUCCCCGAGAAAGGCCACCAUGUUUUUGAGCACCCUAGCGCAGAAGAAGUUUCCCGACUUGGCUUUGAACGUUGUGGACACCAUGAGAGCGACUGCUGUGGAAGUGAAUUCUAUCCAUAUAAGUGCAGUGGUGGGGGCUGCAGCUCGAUCUGCUCGCUGGACUUUGGCUCUUUGGUUGUUGCAAAGUCCGGAGCUCUUGGCGGAUCCCAAUGUUUUUGCCUGGAAUGCUGGCAUCAGUGCUUGUGAAGCAGGCAAGGAGUGGGAACGUGCCCUGUUGCUCUUCGAGUCCAUGCCUGCAGCGGGAAUUGAACCAGAUAAGGUCAGCAGAAAUGCCGCAAUCAGUGCUUGCAAGAGUGGGAGCAAUUGGCAGCUGGCCGUUAAUUUGCUUAGGAGUUUUGACUCGGCAGAUGUGAUUAGUUUUGGUGCUGCAAUCACCGCUUGUGAGAAGUGUGGGAUGUGGGAAGAGGCGCUGUCCCUGGCGGAAAGCAUGCAGGCCAGGCGGAUCUCCUUGGAUUUGGUGUGCUACAAUGCUAUGAUGAGUGCAUGUCAAAAAGGCCAGCAGUGGCAAUGCACCUUAGGCCUCCUAUUUCGGAUGCCACUUGCUCGGCUUUCCCCAGAUGUGGUCUCCUUCAAUGCAGCAAUCACCGCAUGUGAGCAGGGAAGUCAGUGGCAGCUGGCCUUAUCUAUAUUGGCUACUAUGCCAGCAUCACGGAUUUCACCAGACCUAAUGACCUUCAAUGCCAUGAUCAGUGCUUGUGCCUCUAGCGCCCAGUGGGAACUUGCUUUGAGUACCUUGAGGGAGGCAUCAAUUCAAUACAUGCCCGACACAAUCAGUUUUAGCGCUGCCAUUACUGCCCUAGAGAAGGGCUGUCAAUGGGAGAUGGCUCUCAAUAUCUUAAGAAGAAUGCCGGAGGCCUCGGCAGAGCCCAACCUUGUGAGCUUCAAUGCCGCCAUCAGUGCAUGUGAGAAAGGCUGGCAAUGGGAGCACGCGAUGCAAAUCUUUGGAAGGCUACCAGACCUGAACCUCACACCCGACUUGAUCACCUACAAUGCUACGGUUGCAGCCUGUGAAAAAGGUGCACAGUGGCUGUUGGCGAUGGAUCUUCUUUUCAAGAUGUACUUGGGCAGGCAGUUGCCAGAUGAUAUUAGCUUCAAUUCUGCGACAAUUGCAUGUGAAAAAGCUGGCGCAUGGCAGGCAACGUUGGACAUCCUGGAGCUCAUGCUGAAGGUUCAAAUCCUACCAGAUGCCGUGUUCGCAGGACCUCCCAAAGUAAGCCGCAGCCAAGUUUUGCAUGCAAUGCACUUGCGUAUGAUUCUUUUCUUAAACUGAGAGGCUCCGCGACAAGCGCUUUUAGGGCUGCGCUUGGUCCGGCCAAAGCGAUGAUUCUUCUUCGGUCACUACGACCUUUUUGGCAGAGAUGCAAUGCACGAGGACCGCAGAGCAAGGCACAUAUUCAAGUUGCAAUGAUUCAAGUUGUUUAUGCAGAAAUUGCUCUUAUGUGCUUGUGUCACAUGUCAACACUUGCCAACUCUUCUCCAUACUCUCUGAAAUACUGUCCAACGGAUGAUUGCCAUUUGGCUGGGCCAAGAAGGUGGUUCGAUCAUAGUUUUCCCCUCUCCCGUGGCAAACGAUGGAUGGAGUUUGGACAGAAUGAUUCCCACCAAGACCAUUCCAGGAAGUUUGGCCUAGGAAUUGCUGGGAUUCAAAGGAAAGGACAAGGGAUUCACAGUGGGAGACGCAUUCCACCCCCGGAACAUUUCAAGGAUUUGGAUUAUUGUGCCAGCACUUUCUAUCAUUCCGACAGUUUAUAAAACGGUAUCUAACAUUUUGUGUGAGUCACGUCGCCAUCUAAAAUCAAGCCUUGACUAGAUAUUGAAAGGCUUUCAGCGGCACCAAUCCUGAUUGUUGAAGAUUGCAGUUUCAACUGUGCCGCACCGAUUAGUAGCCGACUGCAAGGUGAGCAGACUCGUGCCUUGUUCCCAGCUUCGCUCCCACGGUGUCACAUCCCGGCCCAUUCCAAAUUCCAAUAUAUGGGAAUGUUGUUCAUGUCCGUGCUGGUGACAGGGUGGAGUGGCGGGGGAGAAGGCUAGGAAACACUGAAUGCAAGAGGCUUUAGCGACAAGCUCUGGCGUGAUCGCCAUAUCAAAGCCUGCCGGGGCCAAAGCCUUAGAUCGCAAGGAGUUUGGAAGGUAAGCGCCUUUUGAGUUUUGAGUGCAGCAGUUGCAAGAUUAGAGUCCAGUCUUAUCGAAUCUUUGGACCUGUCGGCAAGGUCACGACCGAAGAUCUUGUGGAAGCUUUGCAAGAGCAAUGUCAGCCCCACGGUAGCCUGCGUAUUGUAUCAAGGCUGGACCAUCCUACUUCUGGAGUCCUUCCUUUGGCUGUGGGCAUCGAAGGAUCCAUGGAAGCGAAUUGGCUACGUGCUCAGUUUGCCGGGCGUUUGGUCUCCAAGGAAUACCUCUGUCUUUGUGAAGGUGCACCCUUUGGAGCACGUGGCACUAUCAAUGCACCGUUGUUGACAAAAGAAGUGGAUGGAGUGAGCCGCAGUGAGGUCUCUGAAAGCUUCGGACGCGAGGCAGUCACAGAAUAUGCGGUGUUGAAGAGAUACAAUGUCCGCGCACCGAGGAAUUGCCCUGAAGAAUAUGAAGCAAUGCUCCUCUCAGUGAAACCUUUGACUGGAAGGACUCAUCAGAUUAGAGUGCAUUUGGCAAGUGUUGGUCGACCUUUAGCUGGUGAUUUGACUUAUGGCCGCAAGCACCGAUCCAUUCUGAACUGUCCCCGGCUUUUUCUGCAUUGCUGUCGUAUACAGCUGAUGGACAUCAAUGACGAGGUAUUCUCAGCAGAAGCCACAUUGCCCAGCGAGUUGAUGGAUGUACUUGAGGCUCUACAGCCAUUCAGAGUUGGAUGAAAGUUGAGUCGCUGAAAGGGUUCUUUGACAAUUGUUGGUUUUGGUUUCUUAUCGAUCCUUGCAACAAGCACCUCUUUGAAUUGAAUCCUGGUCAUUGUAUAUACCAGUCUUGAGCCUGAGAACAAACCGCACAUAUCCGCAAGUUCGGCCCUUAAGAUUAGGCGGGAGCGAGAUGCUCGCUAUUGCAGCAAGGUGCUUUGUGGGAAGUACAGUUGUUGGCAAGCCCGUGCUUUUUCCACAUCAUGGAUCUAAUUCUUGCGCUCAUGCAGAUGAUGGCUCCACGUGCACGACUGGAAUAUAUUGACAACUGCAUAUCAACGAAUGGCGUUGGAAGUGUUGGCAAAGUUGUGCAGAGCUCCUGCAGAGCCUUGCGCAGGGCAGAGAAUGGCCAGCUGGAAAGUCCAGGGGCCCACAGUCACCAUCACCCACACUACAGAUCUACUUUUAGGAUCUUUUAGGGGAUAUUUGGGUCGCCAGUUGCCGUUGAAAUUGACAGCAGCUCAUGAAAGCAACUGAUGCAUGCCAAUUCACUAGUUGGCUAGUUGGAGGUAUUACAGUAUGUGGUGUUUCAUGUUUCACUUGCGCAGGCAUUGCCAAGCAAAAAGGCUUGACUGUCUACAACAGAUUUAAAGGUUGUGCGACUGGACCAAAUCAAGGGUUCGAUGCCAAUGGCCGGUAGAGGGAACGUAACAUCAUACAACUUGCACUUUGUUGCAGUGCUUUGCGGCAUUUCUAUUAUUGGCACAUGGUGG
Messenger RNA from Durusdinium trenchii, 3806 nucleotides. Lineage: Eukaryota; Dinophyceae; Suessiales; Symbiodiniaceae. The record is from the annotation of a GenBank genome assembly.